CAGCAACUACCCUCACAGCACCAUGAAGUUCCUGAUUGUCGCCCUGGCGUUGGCCGCCGUGGUGUGCGCGCAGGAGACACGUGACAAGCGAGGCCUUAUCGGCCUUGCCUCCCCCCUCGUCGCCACCCAAUCCGUCAUCGGCUCACCCGCCGUCAUCGGCUCACCC
Molecule: messenger RNA, 166 nt
Organism: Gryllus bimaculatus (two-spotted cricket)
Lineage: Eukaryota; Metazoa; Arthropoda; Insecta; Orthoptera; Gryllidae
Source: the annotation of a GenBank genome assembly